CGCAGAGGUUUGAGACACCUUCAGCACCACCAACCAUCACCAACCGAUCAUCGAGUGUCUGUCCUCGCAUCGCUUCUCUGCCUCUCUGUCGCCUUCCCCGCUGGCGAAUUGUCGUUGAGUCUCGGAGAGCUAGCGCAGGGCUCAUCAUAUUCCUUCCCACCUGCUCCAACUCCUUCAACUCCUCCGCAUCCUCGUCCCCUGCUCUCCUGAAGACAGUCGCACUCCUUCACAAUGAACCGAAAUCUCAAGGGCGGAUUCGAGACCAUGAGGACCACCACCACCAAGACGACCAAAAUCAUACGGAAGGGCAGCACGGGGGUUGUCCAGCAUGAGUCGUCCUCCACGAGCAGCACGAGCUCCACGGUGAAGCGCAAGUCGUCCAUCACCACGUCCACAGUCUCGCUCGUCACCUUCAACACCAACGUGGAGCCGGGCGACAGCCUGCCCGAGUUCACCAUCAAACCCCCUCCCCUCAACGUGCCAGAGGGUAAGAACGUCUUCAUGAGGGCCAAGAUUGCCGGGGAGCCCAAGCCCAAGGUCUGCUGGAAGCGCGGAGCUGGGAACGACGUCAAGGAGUUCGGAGAGCGAUUUCGCGAUCGAUACGAUGCCAUCACGGGCGAGCACUCACUCCAGAUCGAAAAUGCCACCAUGGACGACACGGACACGUACAAGUGCGUGGCCACCAACGCCUACGCAGAGGCGACCUGCACCUUCAGCCUGACCGUCAUUGAGAGUCAGGAAAAAACAGUGGACUUCAAGUCGAUGAUGAAAAAAAGGUCUAAGCUGCCGCCUCCACCUCCACCCAAGGAGGUGAAGGUGCUCACGGAGAAGGAGAUCAUGGAGCUGCUGAUGAACACUGAGAAGAAGGACCUGGAGCGUGUUUGCUUCGAGCUGGGCAUCACCGACUUCCGUGGCAUGCUCAAGAAGCUCAAGCAGAUGAAGAAGAAGCAUGAGGAGGCGAUAGAGACGGUGACACUGCUCAAGGACAUGGUGGACGUGGUGGUGAAGACGGGCGAGAAGGCCACCUUCGAGGUCCACCUCGAGUUCAAGGACCCCAACCACCAGCGCGUCCGCUGGUUCAAGAACAAAGAGCUGCUGAUGACGGCCGCGAGUGCAGGGAAGUAUGAGCACAAGCAGUUCUCCAGCAAGCACACGCUGGUGAUCGCCAACGCCGACCUCAGCGACCAGGCCUCCUACUCGGUGGAGGCCAACGAGAAGACGUGGACCGCCAACCUGAAAGUGAUUGACGACCCGUGCCGCAUCCUGUCGAACCUGCGUCCGGCGCACUGCAAGGAGAAGACGAUCGCCAUGUUCGAGGUGGUGCUCUCCAAGAGUCAGGGCGACCUCAAGUGGACCUUCAACGGCGUGCCAAUCAAGCGCAGCGACAAGAUGGACAUCGUGUCUCGAGACGGGGGCAAGAUCCACCAGCUGAUCAUCAAGGACGCGCGACUCAGCGACAAGGGCACCUACGGCGUCUGCAUCGGCGACCAGACCUCGUCGGCCGAGCUCAUCGUCGAGAAGGAGCCGAUCAAGUUCUCGAGCAACCUGAAGACGGUGCGCGUGAAGGAGAAGAGCGGCGCUCGCCUCGAGUGCGAGAUCACCACCAAGGACGUCUCCGUGAGGUGGCUUAAGAACGGGCAGCCGAUCCCGCAGCACCUGCUGGACAGCGGCAAGGUGAAGGUGGUGUCGAGCGGCAAGCACCAGGAGUUGGUGAUUGAGGACGCCACGCUGGAGGACGCGGGCCAGUACUCCAUUGUGGUGGUGCAGGAGGGUGACACCAAGGAGUACGUGUCCGCCGCUGACGUUCACGUCGAAGAGCGCAUGGCCACGCUGCAGAGUGGCCUGUCGGACCAGGAGGUUCGCACCGGACAGCCCUCCGAGUUCACCGUCGUGCUGGACGAUGAGAAGGUGGAGGGUACCUGGAGGUGCGAUGGCAAAGUGAUCGAGGAGGAUGACAACGUGAAGAUCGUGAAGCAGGGAGCAGUGCACAAGAUCACCAUCAAAAACACGCAGGACAAGAACAUGGGCCGCUACACCUUCACUGCCAAGGGGGUCAAGACGGAGGGAAACCUCAACGUGGCCGACCCACCCGAAAUCGACUUGGACCUGCUGGAGCGCCUGAUGCGCGAGCCCAUCACGGUGCGGGCGGGCCAGACGGCGCUCAUCGACAUCCCGUUCAAGGGCAAGCCGGUGCCCAAGAUCACGUGGCUCAAGGACGGCCUGGAGGUGGAGGAGGACGCCCGCACCACGCUCCACCGCACCGCCUCGCAGACCUCCUUCUGCCGCGCUAACUGUCAGCGCGAGGAUAGCGGCGUGGUGACGCUGCGACUCAAGAGUUCCUGCGGCUCAGUCAGCGUGGACAUGCAGCUCAACGUCAUCGACGUGCCCAAGCCUCCGCAGGGCCCCGUGGAGUUCACCGAGCGGACGGGUCAGUGCGUGGCCAUGAAGUGGAAGGCGCCCAAAGACAAUGGCGGGCGGCCGGUCACCAGCUUUGUGGUGGAGAGGCGCCAGGUCGGCCGUUCCUCCUGGAUAAAGGUGGGCGAGGUGGACAGCAGCGAGACCUCCUUCUCCUACGACAAGGUGGAGGAGGGCAAGCAGUACCAGUUCCGCAUCCGCGCCGUCAACACGGAGGGGGUGAGCGAGGCGUUGGAGUCCGCCGAGGUCUACGCCGGGGAGCCCUACGUACCCCCGGGGUCUCCCUCUGCCCCCGUCGUGAGCAACGCCACCAAGAGCUCGGUGAUGCUCAGCUGGCAGCCUCCGCAGAACGACGGCGGGUCGGCCAUCUUGGGAUACAUGGUGGAGCGCAGGAAGAAGGGCAGCUCCCUUUGGGUGGCCGUCAAUACGCAGCUCGUGCAGGGGACGGAGGUGGAGGCCGGGAAGCUGACGGAGGACGUGGAAUACGAGUUCCAGGUGACGGCCGUCAACGCGGCCGGGCCAGGGGCGCCCAGCAGCACCUCGCUACCCGUGCUGGCACGCGACCCCAUCUACCCUCCGGGCAAGCUUGAGGACCUGUGGGUGACCGAGACCACCUACUCCAGCGUCUCACUCGCGUGGAAGCCCCCGCUGGCCGACAGCAACAGCGGCAGUGGCGGCAACAGCGAGGCACAGGGCUACGUGGUGGAGAUGCGUUCCGAGGAUAGCGGGGAGUGGGUGCGCUGCAGCAAGGAGCUGGUAACUGGCACGCGUUUCACGGCCACGGGUCUGCGCGAGAAGGGCCGCUACUUCUUCCGCGUCAGGGCCGUGAACGAAGCCGGCGUCGGCGAGCCGAGGGAGCUGGACAAGUACGUGGUGGCCAUGCCGCCCCCUGCCGCUCCCAGGUUCCACCUGACCUCGCGCCACCAGAGCUACGUCUUCCUCAAGGCCGGCGAGACCCUGCGGCUGGCAGUCCGCUUCUCGGGCAUCCCCACGCCCACAGUAACCUGGCACAAGAACACGCUGGCGCUGCCCGACCGCGCCAACGUGUCGACAGAGGGUGGCAGCACCCACAUGGUGAUCUCUAGCGCGGACCGCUCCGACUCGGGCAUCUACAGCGUGAAUCUGGCCAAUGAGGCCGGCUCUGAGACCAUGAAGAUCCGCGUCACGGUCGCGGACGUCCCCCGUCCUCCGGGCGAGAUCACCCUGGCGGAGGAGAUCAGCCAGACGGUGACGCUCACGUGGGAGCCGUCGCCGGACGACCUACCGGAGGAGCGUGUCUACUACGUGGUGAUGAAACGCGACUCGAGCACCAUGAGCUGGUUCAUCCUCUCGGACCGCGUGGCCCACACGCGCUACACCGUCACCAACCUCGUGCCAGGCCGCAAGUAUUUCUUCCGCGUGAUGGCGCGCAACGACCUGGGCGUGAGCCAGCCCACCGACUGCAAGGACGCGUGGCAGGUGCCAAAGCAGAAAAACCUCUUCGAGGUCAAACUGAACAAGUACCAGGACAAGGAGCGUGAAUUCGCGCCCGAGUUCGUGCUGCCCCUCAAGGACCACGUGGCGCCGCCGGGCAACGACGUCAAGAUGAGCUGCGCCGUCAGCGGCAACCCGCGGCCCCGAGUCGCGUGGCUGUGCGACGGCGAGCCGGUGAGCGAGACGUCCAACGUGUGGUGCAGCGACACGUACGGCGUCUGCUCGCUGCACGUGGCGCUCGCCACCGCCAAGGACAGCGGAGUCUACUCGGCGGUCGCCAUCAACCACCUCGGGGAGGCGUCGUGCUCGGGCAAACUCGCCGUGACCGGAGAAAACUAACGGCGAGAGGGACGGGGCGAUGGCCCUUCGCCGAUCGUCGACCGCCCAUCAUCCUCGCAUGCCCAAAGCCGUCCACCUUCGUCUGUCCCCAUCUCUUUAGAACGUCCGGUCGAUGGGUUUUAGAGGGGGGGGGGGGGGGGUUGGGUGGGGGGCGGUCGCUCGAUCGUGCCAGGUCGAGUCCG
Molecule: messenger RNA, 4409 nt
Organism: Petromyzon marinus (sea lamprey)
Lineage: Eukaryota; Metazoa; Chordata; Hyperoartia; Petromyzontiformes; Petromyzontidae
Source: RefSeq, a predicted model, not a curated record